AAAAAUCGAAUUUAUUUCUCGGUUAAAUAGCCUAUAAACGUAAAGAAUUGGGUUAACAAGUGAAAACUUUUUUCCCCCUCCCGCUUGUUUCUGUCGCGAAUCACGUGGCUGCAAAUGCAUGCCAGGGGAUUAUGGGUAAUGGAGUUUGAAUAAAAAUAUCGGACGGAAAAUGAGAAUUAUAGAAAAGUAGGUUAUACCAUUCCAUCGACGAUGAAAGUAGGAAAAUUUGCUAAUUUCCUGAUACUAUUGUUGAGUUUACGACUUUCAAACGCAAACAAUGGCACCUACGAUUUCGGUAUGCCAGAUAAAUCAGUUACAGUAGAAGAAGAAAAGGAGAAAGGCGAUGACAAACAGGUGUGGAAGAAAUUCAAGGACAGGAGCCAAGAAUUCGUCAACAAUUUAAUUCGACAGUCUCUCCCUGUUAUGAUAAGAGUCAACUCCGAUUCCAAGAUGUCUCGUGAGUGCAGCACGGCCUUCUAUCAGCUGACAUUUGGACUGCAGAACAUGAAGAGUUGGGCCAUGAGGAUGUUGGAUUCUUCCGGUCGACCCCCGGCCGGUGUUCUGGAUGGUUCCUUUGUAGAUUACGGUGAUUAUGACGAGUGCCUUAACGUGGUGGUCAAGGACGAACGUCAGAACGAGGAGAAGUUUCGAGGUCAUUAUUGUCGUAUCAACAUCCACCCGUUGCUACCCAAAAAAGUCCCUCGUCUGACCCACAACACUCCCGUUUUGGAUUUUAGUAACUUCACUAAAAGAGAUUCGGUGUUAAGAGACAUUGCUAAAAAUGGUCCCAUGUUCUAUUUACUUUGGUUUCAAUACGGACUCUGUGUGCCCUCGCUUUGCACAGAAAAAGACAUUCAGGAAGUAAUGAACGUAGCUCUAAAAGAGUCUCCCAUGGUACCGGAAGUGGUCAACUGUCAGAAGAAAGAACCUAUCGCAUUCUCCACUACUCAAUUAAUUAUCACAGGAAUAUUUUCCGGUCUGGGCCUCCUCCUGAUAUUAGCCACCAUUUUUGACGUCAUCAAAAGAAGAGGAAAAGCCGCAGAAGGAAAAGACAUAUCGGAACCGAAUAAAUUGCACGAUUGCAUUCUUGCAUUCUCCCUUUGGACCAACUGGAAGAAGUUGUUAGAUACCAAACCCUCCACCGAUAACCUGGGAGUGAUUAAUGGACUCAGGUGUCUAACCAUGACGUGGAUCGUCCUCAUCCACACUUAUGGUUUCAUUAACAGAUACGCAAUGGCUCGACUUCAAGAGAUGAAGAAUUCGUUAGAUGAGAUCCCAUUCCAAAUCAUUUCAAAUUCUUGGCUUUCUGUUGAUACCUUCUUCCUCAUCGGGGGUGUGGUAGUAACGCACAGCACUCUAAAGUCCAUGGAUAAGACAAAUGGAAGCCUAAACGUCAUCCGUCACGCUGUUCGUAGAUAUUGGAGGUUGACACCUCCUGUAGCUGCAGCAUUAGGUUUCAUUCUUCUCUUCCCCCUGUUUGGUUCGGGUCCGGCUUGGCCCGAAGAAAUUAUAGGAGAGGCAAACAAGUGCAAGAAAAGGUGGUGGGGACCGUUGUUCGGAGUCAAUACCUGGGUCAAUAAAAACGAUAUGUGUAUGUACCAUACUUGGUACGUUUCUGCCGAUAUACACUACUAUUUGGCAGCACCCUUCAUUCUAAUCCCUCUAUACAAAUGGAAAACUUUGGGCUUGAUAUUAAUCAUCCUCUUCACUCUUGCCUCCAUGGUAACCACAGCAGUAAUCACCGCUUUGCACGAUUAUUAUCCAACAAUUCUCUAUUUAUUACCCGACGAAGAUUUCACAAUAGAAAUGUUAGACCAAGUCUACUCCAAACCCUACACCCACGUGGGAUCUUAUUGCGCCGGGAUGUUGAUAGGUUACUUAAUCUUACGUCAUCGCGAUCAUAAGUUAAAGCCCAUUUAUCAACUUUUGGGGUGGAUCGCCGCCAUUGCGUGCAACUUUGGCAUCUUAUUCGGAACGUAUAAUUGGAGCAGAGGGUAUUUACCAGACACUGCCACAGCUGUGAUAUAUGCUGCAGUACACAGAACGGGUUGGGCACUGACGGUGGGGUGGCUGGUAUUCAUAUGCGCCACGGGACACGGAGGUAUACUGAAUAGAUUUAUGUCGUGGAAGCCCUUCCUCCCUCUAAGUCGCCUGUGUUACUGUGUUUAUCUAAUUCACUUCCUGGCUCUCAAUUUACGCAACGGAUUUCGACGUCAGAGGUUUUUCUUCUCCCACUUCGACUUUGUGUACGAAUUUUUCGGUAAUCUCCUGAUGUCGACCAUCAUGGCGGUCGUAGCUUAUUUAGCAUUUGAAGCACCCUUUUCUGCGCUGGAUCCGAUUAUAUUUCCCAAACCCAAGCCAAAUUUCCCUAAAACAGUAGAAAUCCCUAAAAUUCGCACUAUAUCCGACUCUAAGGGGGGACCGCGCAUGAAUGGAAUCAACGGGCGCAUCACUUCCAUUCCCGAUUCGACCUGCCUUUGAGUUAAAGAAAACCGCCACCAGAUGGAGCCAUGUAAAAAGUAUUUUAAUUUUUUCACCGAGGAUGUCGAUGGUUUUUAUCAAAUUCGUGUGUGUGUCUGUCCCACUUGUAUUAUAUAAAGUGUACAUUUGUGUCACGCCAUUUUUAUAUCGAGUUGUGUAAGAAAUUACUUUUAAUUAAAUAUAU
Centruroides sculpturatus (bark scorpion) is the source of this 2665-nucleotide messenger RNA. Its product is annotated as nose resistant to fluoxetine protein 6-like. Gene Ontology annotation, molecular function: acyltransferase activity, transferring groups other than amino-acyl groups. The record is from RefSeq and is a predicted model, not a curated record. The transcript is spliced from 15 exons. The coding region runs from base 211 to 2481 and encodes 756 amino acids. NCBI's taxonomy places the organism in Eukaryota, Metazoa, Arthropoda, Arachnida, Scorpiones, Buthidae.